GGAGCGCCCGGCCCGGCCAUGGCCGCGGGGGCCGCCGCGGGGGGCGCGCGGUGAGUGGAGCGCGGCGCCCUCGGGGCGGAUGGAACGCGGCGCGGCGGGCGGGCGGAGCCGGCGUCAGCGGCUGGAAUGGUGCUGGAGCGGCCGAAGCCCGCGUUCUGAAGCCCGAGAGGAGCCACAAUGGAGACGCCGCCGUUGCCUCCCGCGUGCACAAAGCAGGGUCACCAGAAGCCUCUCGAUUCAAAAGACGACAAUACUGAGAAACACUGCCCAGUGACAGUGAAUCCGUGGCAUAUGAAGAAAGCUUUUAAAGUCAUGAAUGAGUUAAGAAGUCAAAAUUUGCUGUGUGAUGUCACAAUUGUGGCUGAAGACAUGGAAAUCUCUGCUCAUAGAGUGGUGCUGGCUGCCUGUAGUCCUUAUUUUCACGCCAUGUUUACAGGUGAGAUGAGUGAGAGCCGAGCCAAGAAAGUUCGAAUAAAAGAGGUAGAUGGCUGGACCCUGCGGAUGCUAAUUGAUUAUGUUUACACUGCAGAAAUUCAGGUUACAGAAGAAAAUGUUCAGGUGCUCCUCCCAGCAGCUGGUCUGUUACAGUUACAGGAUGUGAAGAAGACUUGUUGUGAAUUUUUGGAGUCUCAGCUUCACCCUGUCAACUGCUUAGGAAUCCGGGCCUUUGCUGACAUGCAUGCGUGCACCGAUCUCGUGAACAAGGCCAACACCUAUGCAGAGCAACAUUUUGCAGAUGUUGUUCUUAGUGAAGAAUUUCUCAAUCUUGGCAUUGAACAAGUGUGCAGCUUAAUCUCAAGUGACAAACUCACCAUCUCCUCAGAAGAGAAGGUGUUUGAAGCAGUAAUAGCUUGGGUGAACCAUGACAAGGAUGUAAGGCAAGAAUUUAUGGCUCGGCUGAUGGAACAUGUACGGUUACCUUUGCUUCCCCGGGAGUAUUUAGUUCAGAGGGUUGAGGAGGAGGCUUUGGUCAAGAACAGCAGUGCUUGCAAAGAUUACCUCAUUGAAGCCAUGAAGUACCAUUUGCUGCCAACGGAGCAACGUAUGUUGAUGAAGAGUUCCCGGACCCGUCUGAGGACACCCAUGAGCCUUCCCAAAGUGAUGGUGGUGGUGGGGGGCCAAGCACCAAAGGCUAUCCGAAGUGUGGAGUGCUACGACUUCAAAGAAGAGCGGUGGCACCAGGUCGCCGAGCUACCUUCCAGGAGGUGUAGGGCAGGGAUGGUCUACAUGGCCGGGCUCGUGUUUGCUGUGGGCGGCUUCAACGGCUCCCUGCGAGUGCGCACCGUGGACUCCUAUGACCCUGUGAAGGACCAGUGGACCAGUGUGGCUAACAUGCGCGACCGGAGGAGCACCCUGGGGGCUGCCGUGCUCAACGGGCUGCUGUACGCGGUGGGGGGCUUCGACGGGAGCACAGGUUUGUCGUCGGUAGAGGCCUACAACAUCAAGGCCAAUGAGUGGUUCCACGUGGCCCCGAUGAACACGCGUAGGAGCAGCGUGGGCGUUGGCGUGGUUGGAGGUCUGCUCUAUGCGGUAGGGGGUUAUGAUGGGGCUUCACGGCAGUGUCUGAGCACCGUGGAGUGCUACAGCUCUGCAGCAAAUGAGUGGACCUACACAGCAGAAAUGAGCACGAGGCGGAGUGGAGCAGGUGUUGGUGUGUUAAACAACUUACUGUAUGCUGUAGGGGGUCAUGAUGGUCCUUUAGUGCGAAAAAGUGUUGAAGUAUAUGAUCCCAACACCAAUUCAUGGAGACAGGUUGCAGAUAUGAACAUGUGCAGAAGAAAUGCAGGAGUUUGUGCAGUUAAUGGCCUGUUAUAUGUAGUUGGAGGGGAUGAUGGUUCCUGUAACUUGGCUUCAGUAGAAUAUUAUAACCCAACGACUGAUAAAUGGACCGUUGUGUCAUCUUGUAUGAGCACAGGGCGAAGUUAUGCAGGAGUCACAGUUAUUGAUAAACCAUUAUGAGCAUGAAGGACAUUUUCAGCAUAUUUAUACAUGGAAAAAGACUUAAAUAGGUAUUUCUGAAGUGACUGGAAAUCUAGCACUGCUCCACUUGUGACUGCACUUUAAGUUUCAGCAGAAGACACAACCGUCUGCCUUUACAGGCCUCGAUGCUGAAGAUUAUUUCUGGUAGAAGCUCCGUAUAGGCUUUUUCUGCAGUGAGUAGCAGCUGACUGAAUUUUACUGACACCUGCCCACAGCACUGGCCCUGCCCUGCUGUCUUAGACAUCAGUUGCUCUCAUGAAGACUAGUUCUUAUCCACCUUGGAUGGCUAUGGAUUGUUUUGUGAAGGUGGAUAAAGUAACGUGUUCUUGUAAAAUUUAAAUUGAACUUUAUUCCUUCUCCUGAAAUCUGUAUACACAGAAACUGAAAAUCUUUGAAUAGGUAUUAAAAUCCAUGUAAGUAUGCAAACUAGUUGAGGGAUAAAACUUUGCUUUUAUAAAAUAUUUGAUUACAUGAGUAUAAUAAAUUGUGUGCAUAUAAAUGUGUGUCUAUAUGCUUUCCUUUAACUAUGUUUGAAAGAUGUUUGAAAUUUGAUUAUACUAUUUAUAAUUGGCACAGUACUUUGAAUUAUGCCAGUACUACAUUGUAAAACAGAGUUGUAUAUUUUGAUAUUUAACAAUGCUUAACACUUUAAAAUGCCACUUCCAAGGAAUGAACAUGGUGUAACACACGUGAAGAUGUGUGAUGCCAAACUUUUUAAAAUAAAAUAUAAAUUAUGCUUAUUUAUUAUUUUCUUCAGUUUAAUCUUAGUCAUGUUUUGAAGUGUAUUUUUAAUUUCUUAAAGUAACACUUUGGCAUGAACAUUACUGCAGGUUUUUGAUGAAUAUCAUGAAUGUAUGGAAUUCAACUGAAUUUGCAUGGUCUUAAGAAUUUUUUCUGUGUGUAUACAUUUAGCUAUUAACAGAAGAGAACUUUCUGUGAGUAGCCAUGUAUGUUGAUCAGAUACAAUUUUUCUGAGAUCUUCAAUUAGUCUCACUUUAAAAAUGACCAAAACAUGUCUUUCUUGAAUUAUCUUUGAAUAAAAGUUUGUAUAUUAUUUAUUUCA
Molecule: messenger RNA, 3043 nt
Organism: Manis javanica (Malayan pangolin)
Lineage: Eukaryota; Metazoa; Chordata; Mammalia; Pholidota; Manidae
Gene: KLHL2
Product: kelch like family member 2
Molecular function (GO): protein binding
Source: RefSeq, a predicted model, not a curated record